This is a messenger RNA of Pediculus humanus corporis (human body louse), 1029 nucleotides long. RefSeq lists its product as uncharacterized. NCBI's taxonomy places the organism in Eukaryota, Metazoa, Arthropoda, Insecta, Psocodea, Pediculidae. The coding region runs from base 1 to 1029 and encodes 342 amino acids. Gene Ontology annotation, biological process: protein ubiquitination; organelle organization. The transcript has 7 exons. Gene Ontology annotation, molecular function: ubiquitin-protein transferase activity. The record is from RefSeq and is a predicted model, not a curated record.
AUGGACUAUUUGGGUGACAUUAUCUGUUUGUCGCUGGAUUCUGUUAUAUUUGGUGUUUGCUUAAAGGCCUACCUUCGAAAUAAACAUGCUUUACAUUCUAUUGAGAAUGCACCUGAAUUUGGAAUUGACAAGCACCUGGAAGUAUUUCUUAAUAAGAAUUCUGGAAAAUUUCCCUACAUAGCAGUUAGAGGAAGCGUUAAAGCCUUAGGUCCUGCCAUCAAAAGCUUAAAUCAUCCUAGUAUAUCAGGAGUAAUUCAAAAACUUAGUAUAAGAGACAUGUCGUUUCGAGAAGCUCAUCAGGAUUUUGGUUUGACGGAAAAUCAAAGAACUAUAAAUGAAAUAUUCAAUUCAAUACCUUUUGCUCUCACUUCUAGAAGAGGAGAUGUUGAAGUUGAAGUAAUUGAUGCAUUAGCUGCUGAAAUAUUAGAUCUGGAAGUAGUUUCAGAUAGAUUCGAUCCGAGUAAUCUUGGUUUCAUGGAUCACAUGUGGGGAUUUUUUACUGGUAUUCGUAAAAGAGGUUUACAAACAAUAGAAGAAAUUUUAAAAGAAGGUGCUUAUAUAACUGCAGUGGGAGAAGUGCAAAAAGAUGGCGGCUCGCUUAGAAUUCAACCUCCAACAGAUGGAACACCAUUUUUUAUAUCUACAAUGCCUGUAAAUUCACUCGUUAGACGAUUAGAUGAAAAAGUUAAAUAUUAUGGGUGGAUUAGUUUUGGAUUUGGCGUUUUAGGAAUAUUUUUAUUUGGCACAUUAAUAAGAAAAUAUUUUAAAAAGCACAAUGAAUGGUUAAAAAAAGAAGCCGAGAGAAAACGUUUAGAAAGCACAAGAAAGGAAAGGAGAAAAAAUGUUAGAAAUACGGAAGAUUUACCGAUGGAUAAAUUGUGCGUCGUGUGCCAGAGUAAUCCCAAAGAAGUUAUUCUUUUACCUUGCGGACACGUUUGCCUAUGCGAAGAUUGUAGUGAACAAAUAACAAAUUUUUGUCCCGUUUGUAAAAGUCUUAUUGAAAACAAGAAUCCGGCAUAUAUUUCAUAA